Messenger RNA from Exophiala xenobiotica, 2858 nucleotides. RefSeq lists its product as uncharacterized. Gene Ontology annotation, cellular component: nucleus; Rpd3L-Expanded complex; Rpd3L complex. The coding region runs from base 235 to 2517 and encodes 760 amino acids. Gene Ontology annotation, biological process: regulation of DNA-templated transcription. NCBI's taxonomy places the organism in Eukaryota, Fungi, Ascomycota, Eurotiomycetes, Chaetothyriales, Herpotrichiellaceae. The transcript is spliced from 2 exons. The record is from RefSeq and is a predicted model, not a curated record.
GUUUCCAUCUCGUUUCCAUUCACACUCUUGACCGACCUCUUAGACCGCAACACUCUUCACUUUUUGCAUUUCUUAUAAUGUCGUGCACCUACUCAUGUUCUGGCAUCUGUCUGUUGCUGUUGUUUUGAUUUUCCAGCCGCCGAUGCUUUGAAUUUCCACUCCGAACAAAAUCCCAGCCGACCCUGCUGAUCGCACACUGACAGCUUCGCCCACCUCGUCUACCACCAUACCUUGAUGUCUACAACCAUGACAACAACACUGGGCACCUCGAACUUACGAGGCGGUCCGUCUGCUCGUCGAGUCAACCCUGGCAGAACCUCCAAAAUCGUCGGGUCCUCACUCCGGCAGAACUCCCUCGUCUCCAACAGUGGCCUCCCACUACUAUCCUCCUCCGUCACAGCCACGAACAAUCAAACCCUGAAUAGCAAUGAUCCUCCCGGCAUGUAUCCUGCCAUCACACAUUUCACAGAUGCCAUUAGCGCUUUACCACGAGAGUUUCGCAGGCACCAGUCACUGCUCAAGGAGGUGGACGCGAAGGCGUGGGCGAACGAGGAGUCACUACAAAAUAUACUCGAACAAUGUCUGGCUGAUACGAGGGCGACAUCCUACGAGACAGCCCUCGCCGCGCAAAGUCUGGCCCCCUCAGUGACUGGUGAUGAUCCUGUCAACAGCAGCGAAGUCCAGAGUGUCGCAGGCGCCUCUGUGGACGCAGCCUCGCUUGCUUCUGCUCGCUCAACGGAUCCGGGUUCCCUUCAGCGCAGACACCUUCACCAUGCUUUGCGGCAAAAUUUAAUCGCGAUCAUGCAGACCAUGGAUGAAAAGAACCAUGUCAUCGCCAAUGCCAACGAAGAAGUGGCAAGGCACAUCCGGCGACUGGACAACAUCUGGCCACACAUUUCAGAAGAAAUCUCAGAAGAAGCAAGAUUGGGGAGUUUGAAGCAUUGGGCAUACACCGAGACAAAUUCAACCAAGAAGCCCACCGAGCCGGCACCACGAGGACGGCCAGGAGAGAGCGAGGUCGCGGCCAGAAGCCAGACCCGAAGAGACGAUGUGCAGGCUAAAAGACAACGAGCUGUUCACCAUGCUGAUUCAGAUUUGGACGAAUCACGACCACCAGCGCGGAAAACCCAUCCAAGUUCCAAGAAGCGUGUUGCCGAGCUGGGACCGGAGCCGCCUGGCCUGGGGAUAUCGAACAUUGGAGCGGGGAAGAGAAAGAAACCAGACAGAGGUGCGGGAGGUGCGGGCAUGGAGCGGUCGAUUAGUAGUGCCCUAGGCGGCCGUGCACCUGCAAUGUCCAGGGAAAACUCACAGCAGGACAAUUUGAAGAAGAGGAAGGCCUCGCAGCCAACGACGGUGGCCAGGAAGAGAAUCAAUGCCCAGAAUCACGAUUCCCCUAAGCUUGCCUCCUCACCACUUGCCGGGACAACUGGCAAAGAAGGAUAUAAGCGCAGUCCAGCACUUUCAGCUGUUCGACCCGCUGCGGCACGGGGAAGACAAAACUCGACGCAGAACAUCGAAACUACAAGAGGGCGGCAGUCGUCUAUUGCUUCUGCCAAGUACGGCAAUCACAGUGUGACUGCGAACACGCAGGAAUUGAACAGUGUUGCCGCCUUGACUGGCAAGACUGCAAAUGAAGUCAAGAGCACGAUGAAAGAGACAAAGACAGAUAAAGGAGACAGGUUACUUGAGGAUGAGCCAGCCAUCAAUGGCGCGAACGGCGAGCCAUCGUUACGUGGUGCGCUUCUGUUGGAAAGGCCGACCAGCAAGCAGGAAGGUCUCAGGCGCGAUGCCGAAGAGUUGUCGGCCAAACUCAUGGCGUCGCCUCGUCUCACACCUUUUUUGCUUACGAGCGAAGUCAAAAACGAGCGUGUGGGAAGAGGACGUGCCUCGAAGACCUCUACGCCCAUCGUGAGUACUUUUGCCGAGGCAGACGAGUCGGAUCGCGCGUCUGCGAAUGGGAACAGCAGGGCUGAUGGCUCUACUAAAUCGCGACGGCCUGCUCGUCCGAGGAUGAAGGACCAUGGCCUGCAUGACUCGCUCUCGCCCAAGGGUUUGCCGAUGAAGCGAUCGCACAAGAAGAAUGGCAGUCUGUCUGUUUUUGGCCCAUCCACGUCGGUGGUAACAAGUGCACCGAAUGCGCGGACAAAAGACGAAAACGACGCGCCAAGUUCUGCGACGCCGUCCGGUUCGGAUAGGCUUGGCGGAGGCGGGGGUCUCGAAAACGAGGAAGACGACGACGUCGAAAACGACCCAGACAUGGACGCAGAGAACGAUGGCGAGGACGAAGAGCGGUAUUGUUACUGUCAAGGCGUGAGCUAUGGGGAGAUGGUGGCGUGCGAUAAGCCCGAUUGCCCGCGGCAAUGGUUCCAUCUCGAAUGUAUUGGUCUCAAGAGCGUGCCCAAGAGCGCCAAGUGGUAUUGUGAUGAGUGCAAGGAAGCUUUGGCCAAAAAGGGCAAACCGACGACUGGCAACGGGAACGGGAAUGGAAACGGAAACGGAAAUGGGAAUGGGAAGUAAGUCACUGAUGACUCGACGCUGGAGUGCGGUCGUGGUAUUCGCACUGUGCGGUGCAGUGCAAUGCAUUGUUGAGCGUGUGAAGCUGUCACGGGCUCGUGGGGAGGACCCAAGGAUCAAGAAUCAAGGGUACAAUGAAAGUCUCAGGGUCCACACGACCGCAUACACAUUAUAUAUCUACGAAGACGAAUGUUUAGAGUAAUGGCCACGCCUUCGAAGGGUCUCGGGGUAUGGAAUUGCCCGGCUCACCCGGAAGCAGUGGGCGAGAAAGCACGGCAGGCGAGCUGACUUAGACUCACGCAGCUCUGCAUAGCAGGACUAUAGAUAUCGAAUAAUGAUCAGGC